ACAACUCAUAACAUUGGGAUGCAGAAUGGCAGAAGUUCCUCAAGAAAACGUUUUGGACCCCUUGGCAACCAAGAUGGGAGUCCCAACUGACAUGAAAUUUAUUGACAAUUCAAUGGACUUUGACCGAGCUCUUGGCUCUGUAGCUUCAUGAAACCUUCAUCAAUCAUCGCUUAUGGAGAAGUCUAUAUGUUUUCUGGUGUUUUUCCUGGGCGAAGGUCUGUGUUUGUUAUGUGCUGGACUGUACUACAUGUACCUACCAGUGGAGAGGGUCGGCACGCGGGUUCGACACAUAGUGGCCCUUGUUAUCGGUAUUCUGAUUGGGACGCUCAGUUUCGGAUGGCAGUUUUGUCACAUGUACGCCCAGACAACCCUUUGUUACAUUGCUAUGCUGAUUCUACCAAGCUCCUGCAUGCAUAUAGGGGUGUUUGUCCUAGCCAUGGGUUACCUUGUGACGUUACAUCUAUAUCGAGCGUACAUGAUACCUGAGGAUGUCCUGUACAGUAUUGAUGUCUCUGGCCCAGUUAUGAUUGUCACACAAAAGAUAACCAGUCUAGCUUUUAGUGUACACGAUGGUUGCUAUGGAAACAAAGACAUAAUGUCAGAUUUACGGAAACGAUACAUUGUCAGUCGUCAGCCCAGCCUGCUGGAGUACUAUAGUUACAUGUUUUACUUCCAAGGCGUUGUGGUGGGACCGUUGUGUUUCUACAAGGACUAUAUCUCGUUUGUGGAGGGGGCAGAUAUCUCACCAAAGAAGGGGAAGAAUGGAUUGGAAAAUAAUAAUGUGUACCAGUCCAACAGAAAACUGUCUCCGUUUAAUGUAGUUGUGUACAAGUUGUGUAUCGCUCUGUUCUGGUUGGGGUUCCAUUUCACCUUCAAACCUGUCUACCCUGAAAUGCUUAAUGCAGAUUUAGAGUUUAUCAGAAGUCAUGUGUUUCUAUACAGAGUGUGGUACAUGUUGAUCUCAAUGCUGUGUUGUCGAGCCAAGUAUUAUGUGGCUUUUACACUAGGUGAUGCCAUAUGCAAUGCGAGUGGACUUGGAUUCAAUGGUUAUGACAGCGAGGGGAAUCCAAAGUGGGAUCUCAUCACAAAUGUUAGCAUAAGGGGCAUCGAGGGAGCGACCAGUUUCAAAACGUAUGUGGACAACUGGAACAUUCAGACCGCCACAUGGCUGAGGCAUGUUUGUUAUGAUCGUAUACCUGUACAGAAGCGUUUUUUCACCUUCUUUCUUAGUGCGCUGUGGCAUGGCUGCUACGCGGGAUAUUACUUCACAUUUGUAUCUGCAGUGCCCUUAUCUGAAGUGGCACGAAAGGUGCGAAGAAAAAUUCGUCCAUAUUUCCAAACAAGCGAGGGUCGUAAAAUGGCGUACAACAUAUUGACAUGGUUUUCCACUCACAUUGUGAUAUCUUACAUGGUCGUGCCCUUCACUAUUCUCCACCUGGGCCCGACCUUUAUUUUCUACAGUUUUAACUUGUACUGGAAUGUUCAUAUCCUGGCUGUGGCAAUCUUCGUGAUCUUGCGUUAUAUACCCACAUAUAAAAAUUCAGCAGAGGAGAACAUUACUCAGAAGGAACUAGUCUCCACAACUCAAAAUAACCUACACUCCUCAUUUAAACAACAGCCAAAUGCCUCAUCAGUUAAACAGCCUGAUGUUGACAUUUUGAAAAAUGAAUAGAUAUACAAAAUUAUUGUAUAGCUGAAGCAUAGGAAUACAUGUUUAAGAAGUUAUAUGUGUGGAUAUAUUUAUGUAUCCUGGUAUAAGCAUUAGUUACUUAUAUUUUAAACUAUAUAUGUAUCAUAGUCUCAAUUCUUAUAUCUCUUUUUUUGUUUUUGGUGUUCUUUUUAAGUAAAUGAACUUUUAAUUGACAAGAUAUUGUCCUUGUUUGAUUUUAAGUUUUGCUUUUUACAUUAUUAUCAGUAUAAAUUGUGCUACUGUUCUUGUUGGGUAUUCAAGUAAAUUGAUUUGGAAGUUCACUUUUAUAGUAUUUCAAUUAUAAAUUGUGCUAUUGUCUUAAUUACUAGUCAAAUAAAUUUGAUUUCUGAAGUUUACUUUUAAAGUAUUUCAAUUAUAAAUUGUGCUAUUGUCUUAAUUAAUAGUCAAGUAUAUUUGAUUUCUGAAGUUCACUUUAAUAUUAGUUUGAUUAUAAAUGGUGCUUUCGUCUUAUUAAUAUUCUAGUAAAUAUGUUUCCUGAAGUUUGCUUUUAAUUUAUUUUCAUUACAAUUUUUGCUGUAAUGUCUUAUUUACUAGCCAAGAAAAUUUAGUUUCUGAAAUAAAAAAAAUUCUUACCUGUAUAGAUAAAUUCAAGAAUGUGUCAUAAAACAGAAUUUUUAAAAACCACCGUAUUUUUAGACAUAAAUAUUUACUGAUACAUUUAUUGAAAUAACCUUUACCAGUUCUUAAUCCAAGGGCCACAGUCAUAUGUAUACAUGAAUGUGAUCGCAUUUCUUGAAUAUCCAAAUUUAUUCUAUACCUAAUUUAUAUGUCCAAUUGUAGACUCUUUAUUUUCAACACAUGACCAUACAAUAUACUUCAGUAAUGGGCUGGAUCCGCUUAAAAAUACAUAGUAUUUUUUCUGUAUUGUAAAAUUCACAGGUGUCAUGUUAAACCUAUGAAACCGAGACAAGGUAAAGGUUCUGAAUGAAAAUCAGAAUCGACAGAUGCUCAAGUUACUGACAAAAAUCCUCUUUAAUAACCAUGACCAAUUCUAGUUUGUUUACAAACAAAACAUCAAACUAUUGUUUUAAUCUAAUAUCAGUGCCUUUAUGAUUAAUAUAAUUGGAAUAAUGAGGGUAUAGAAUAAAUACGUUAUUUGACAUUGUUCUGCACAAACGGGAUACAUUUGGACUACGUAUAUGCAUGUAGCUAAGAAAACCAUAUUGGACUUGCCAUAACAGCUCAUACGAUAUGAUUUUCACAGCUGUGUACUCGUCCAAAUAUAUCUCUGUAUUAUACAGAACAAUGUUAAAACAAACUAUAAAUGGUAUCAGUGGUUACUAUAGUUACUAAUAGGAAGCUACUAGCGAAUGUUAGUUCCAUAACAUUGAAUGCAUCACUGUAUAUAAUUGUGUGAAUUAUUAGUUUUUUGUAUAGAGAAAACUUAAGAUAUAUUUGUAUGAACUGAAACUUGUUAUUAUUUGGUCCUUGUAUAUAUCUAUUAUCAGUACUGCAUUCUGAUUGGAUGAACUAGAUAUCAGUUGACCAAUGGUAUACAAGGUUUGAAUUAUUGGCUAAAAAUACUCAUUUUGCAGAAUAUGUUACUCAUGUUUAAUCAUGAUAAAUAAUUGUUGAAAAUGUAAAAGAUAAAGAUUGAUCAAAUGUUUGUGUGUUUAUGCUGUGUGUAUCCAUUUUAAAUGUCAUGUUGUUAGAAGCUUUUUUAAAGAGUGGCAAAGAAUUUUUUUAAUCAUAUCAGUAGAAGCAUUAUAUAGUUUUAUGAAAGUCAUUCCAUUUUAAUUUAUGUUAUUAGUAGAUUUUUAUCAAGUGUUGAGUGAAAGGGAACUAUGUGAAUGUCUGUCCAAUACAUUAUAGCCAAGCGAAAUAUAUAAAUUGUGCAUGCACAAAUAUUCCAGUUUUGAAAAAGCCCCGAGUUAGCAGGUUCUGAAGAUGGCUUAAUUCUGGAAAUUAUAACAAGCUUUGAGGGAGUGCCUCUCUGUAUCACAGUUACAUUUAUGUUUUCGUAAAUUUCAUGUUAGCCUUUCAAUAAGUAUUUAAACUGUAUGUUGGUUAAACUUUAAGAGGGUUUUUCAAGACUUAAAUUAUGUUUGGAAAAAUAGUUUUUCAAUAAAAAUCUAAUUGUCAAAAAAUUAUCCCAUUGUUCAAGUGAGUGUCACGGGAAUAUUUAUGACGAUGAUUUUAAUUUUUAAAUAUUGAAUGUUAUGUUGUUGCUUUUAGGACCAAUGUGUAGGUCACAAAGUUGUUGAAUUAAAUGUUUAAGGUUGGCUUGAUGUGUGAAAUUAAUGUUUUAAGGUUGGCUUGAUGUGUGAAAUUAAUGUUUUAAGGUUGGCUUGAUGUGUGAAAUUAAUGUUUUAAGGUUGGCUUGAUGUGGUAAAUUUAAUGUUUUAAGGUUGAUGUGUUUUGUUUAUCAGUUUUUGUGCAAUAAAGAUUACGUAGACUUGCCAUGUAUAUAUUUAGUUGGAGUUUAAAACAAAUGCUCUGUUGUGUAGGAUUUUUUGAAAGUUUGUUUAAGUUAUUAAGACAUGAUGCAUGCAAGCAAAUAAUAAAAUUUUGAUUGUAUGGUUCUUAUUGCCAAACAGUUUUCCAAUAAAAAUUAAUAGAGUUUAAUUUAAAUGAUUUGCUAUCGAAUUAUUGACAGAGUUAAUGUUAAAAAAAUUGUAUUUAUAGAGUGUGAGAUUAGACAGGCUUAACUUUUCAUGUUAAACGUGAGAUUGCCCCGGUGUUUUCAGAAUGUAACCUUUCAUCACCAUUACAAGUAUUACAACGCAUGUGUGGGAUUGAGUUUGAUUUAGCAUUAAAUUAUCUAGUCUAAUUUUCGCAGAAAAAGAUAACAAGGUUUUGUAAUUGCCUUGGUGUUGUUGUUGACGUCUAUAUCGAUAUUUUCAGAUGUUUCUGCAAUGGAUCAUGUUAAAAAUUACCUAAUGUUUGAAUUAAUUUUUUUUUAUUCUGUUUUUAAAAAAUAUACACUAUUUCGAGACGACCCUCAUACAUAAGUAAUAUGUCUGUAAUCUGUACAUCUUAAGCUUAUAUAAGGCUGAACUGCACAAAUGUAUUUAUUUCCAUGAAUGCUAAAUAAUCGCGUAACUAAUGGUAAGAUACUAAUUAGUCAGAAAACAUUUUAAUCUCAACACAUAUCUUCACAAAUGUCUCAGAAAAAAUUUAAGCAUGUAAUAAAAUGAGUUUUUUUUUAUAUUUUAAGAUCCUUCUCUUUCAAAUGUCUACUUGUUCAUUUUUACUGUUAAAAUUCUUAUCAAAAUAAGGUCAGAAAGUAUUUCAAUAAUCAUUAUUAAAUUGAGAAUAAAAUAGCUAUAAAAAAAAUAUUACUUUUCAGGUUCUGUUGUGUUAUAUUUGUAUUUUAAUUUAAGUAUUUAGCUGUAUCGCAUCUGAAAAUAUCAUAUUGGCAUGAAAGAAAUAAAGCCAGUAACGUUCCUAGUCAUUUCUUAGUUGUUUCUUAUAAAGAGCUAAAAUAUGGCUGAAUUUUGUUAUUGUCCGAUUCACUAUGUAAAUCAUGUUCUUUGUAAUUUUCAUGCUAAUAAAGCUGGGGCCUGUUUUAAUAAGAUAUCUGAGCUAAGUCAUAAAACCUUGCACUGCUUUAGGGUGCUCGGAACACCCGUAAAGUGACAGGCAAAAUCUAUUUUAUCUAUUCAGCACUUUACGCCAAAAAUAGAAUAACGCAUGAAAUUUUACAAUCUUAGGCCUUUUCUAUCUUUUUAAAAAAGGGGCCCAAGUCUUUUAUUAACUUUUUUAUCCACCAAGCGCAUCCAAUUGCAACAUUAUAUUUCAAAAUGACCAGUUUUAUAUUUAUCAGCAUUUAAAACGAAGGUACCUUGAGAUUGAGAGAAUAAGUGUUGUAUUGUGUUCAUUCAAGUUUAGACAGUUAAGAAAUACUUAAACUUUGCUGUACAGGACAUCUCUAAAUAUGUAUACUUGUAGAUACACGUUAUUAAGUCAGCUUUUUGCACUAGUGAGCAAAUCACACUGGAAUUGUUUUUUCUUUUAUAUUUAAUUAAAACGGUGCACAAGUUCCAUGAUCAUAAUUGUGGCACAUUUCAUGAGGCACCAAUAUCAGUAACAUGUCUUUAUUGCUUAAUUAAUUUUAAAGUCAAACUAUUGAUAACAUUUAUCAAUGGCAAAUAAAAAUAAUCUGGACAAUACAACUCCUUAUAAGGAUAAUAUAAACAUUUUGCUAGAUUUUUAUCCAUAUUUUAUAAAUGGGGACUGGGGGUGAUAUUUAAAAAAAAUGACUGUUUAACCGAUGAGAAAACCAUAUACACAUACAAACGUGUUUCAAGAUGAACCACAAACAAGAUCAUUACAAUUUGCUCUUUUAAAUGUGAAUGUUUACAUCACUAUUGUAGGUACCAGUAUUAAUAAACCCAUUCCCAGACAGUACUGGACCAAUACUUUUAUUUUUACUUGAGUCAAUAAGCUUUUAGUGGCCGCUGAAUAAAGAGGGGGCAGGCGGAGAUAAAUAUCUAGCAAUUCAUUUAUAGUCAGCUAAGGGACUGAGUAAGAAAGUUAGUGAAUGGAAAAUUGCAGCUAGUCUAUGAUAAUAUCCUCGUUUCUUGUAAAAACAUCGUGGUUUGCCUUAAGUUGAUGUCUUCUGCUCUAUUGGUGCUUAAUUCUUUUUUUAAUUCCAAUAUGUACCGAAAAAUCAGUAUGUUACAGGGCCGGCAUUAAAACGUCUUCAGUCAUUUCCUAACGUAAGUCACUUUCCUUAUUUAAGUUCCGAGGGUUACUGUAUAUCAUAUUUGAAAAAUGAUAGCAUGAUAACAUAAUAAUUUCUGGAAUUAUAUGUAUUUUCAUGCACUUAAUUGCAAGAAACAAACAUUUGCUUUAAAGGCAUUAACACUUUAAUUUGACUAUGAACAUUUGAGAAAUUCGUCUUAAGUUAGGAAAUGACUGAGAUGUUUUAUGAGCACCAGGCGAGACCCAUCCUCAUGAAGAAAAGUCUGGAGUCUGGACAUAAUGAUUCGUUUGCUAAUAUCGAUGUUUAUGUGUGCUUUUCAAAUUUUUAAUUUGAGUGCCAAUAAAACUGCUUUUAUUUAAAAAAUAUAUCAGAAUGACCAUUAUUAUUAUGAAAAAUAUUUGGUAAUCUAGGUAAUAUAAUUUUGUAAAAUAAAUACAAGUAUGCUUAAGUUUAGUGCUUUCGCCAUUUUGAAUGUAUAAGCUGUGAUGAAUUAAAAGGCUAAAAGUAGUUUUAUACCUGUCCUAAUAAAUAUA
This is a messenger RNA of Mya arenaria, 6892 nucleotides long. Its product is annotated as lysophospholipid acyltransferase 2-like. Gene Ontology annotation, molecular function: acyltransferase activity. NCBI's taxonomy places the organism in Eukaryota, Metazoa, Mollusca, Bivalvia, Myida, Myidae. Gene Ontology annotation, biological process: lipid modification. The coding region runs from base 173 to 1672 and encodes 499 amino acids. Gene Ontology annotation, cellular component: membrane. The record is from RefSeq and is a predicted model, not a curated record. The transcript is spliced from 15 exons.